AUGAUUUCUCGCGAAACACUACUAAAUGGAUCCACCUUGGACAUUCUUGUUCCAAACGGUAUCCUAAAUUUCACAGAGGAGGAUGCAAAGUUGCUAUUCACCUCGAAAGCACGAACCCAAACAUUUUAUGAUGAAAAUUUAAAUUUUUAUCUCAUCCUAAGUCUGCCCUAUGGUUUAAACAGCUUUGAUAAGUCUGUGGCCAAAGCGUUUUUUCAGAAUCUCGAAGUGAACGUUGAUGCGUCCCUGGUUGAAUCGGUUCCCCCACAAUCAAUCUAUAGUCUUUCGCUGAGCAGGUCGAGUUCAAGUUCCACGGACACCUCCCCUUCAACGCCCGGAUCUCCCACCUUUUUCUCCGUAAUCGAUAAGAAGUCCUCCAAAGUGCCCGAAGGAACAUUAAUACAUUCCACUCAAUUUAAUACGAAUCAGAAGGAUCGACACGUGACGAUCGUAGAACACAAUAAUUGCUGGACGGGCGUUAUACCAAUGUCUUUACCAAUUGUGUUCUCGAAAUCACGUAUCGCAUGUCCAAUGUUGGCAUUAAAUGCUACGGUGACAUUGCAGUCGAUAGAAAUCGAGGAGAAAAUGAAGAGGGAAAUAGAUUUGUACUCGACGCGUUAUUUCGGAAGAAACUUGUUGGCGGGAUUGGAUGACGGUAGAUCUCAAUUCGCUAUUAAUAUCAAUUGCUCGCUCCAAUUCUUACGAACUCAACAUUUCAUUCCAGAUUCGGACUUUGAGUACGAGGACGCGAUUUUCCAUACGUCUCCGGUGAACGAACCCAAACGAUCACGUGCAUUACCUGAAACUUCAUUCGCUAAGCGCACCUGUUGCAAGAUGCUACCAGUGAAAACCGCAUUAAAUGUACGAAUGCGAACCACCGCCAUCUCUCCCCUAGAAAAUUCCAUGAUGAUAUCAAUCUCCGUAGAGAAUAAUAACAUGGAUUCAAAAAGUUCAUUCUUGAUUGAAUCGAUCAAGGUCAAUGUAUCCCACGGUUUCGUGACGAGAUAUGAAUUGGCGCAGGAUGAGGCAAUCGAGAGAUUCCCAUUAUCACUUGAUUCGAUCGAUCAAGUUACAUUUCUUUACCACAUCACCAUACUUGAAAAGCCACCUUUACCCAAACCCUCACCCCCACAAUAUUAUCCCACUCCUCUGCCAAACUCGUGUGCAUCCUCUCGACAAGGGACGCCAAUACUUAUGGGUGAAAAAAUCGGUAACGUGGAGUCAAAAUGGAAUUGUAUGUUAGAUUUGGCGAGCUUCUUUAAGCGUGAUGAUUCCACCAUUCCCACCAAGACGAGUCCUUGUGGCACUGCGAGUCAACGGACGUUGUCGCUGCGCUCGAGAUAUGGUUCAUCCCAAAUUUCAUCGACGGGAAGCUCCGCAUUUAUAUCCACCGGCAUCACAACGCCUGCAACCACGAAAAGCAUCUACCACGCGAUUAUGAGUGGAUGUGCGAAGAGGUCGACGACCGGAUCGACAAUGUGCGAUAACGCGUCGGUGCAUAGCGAGAUUGCAUCCAACACCAAUGGCAUUCUUCAUGGAGGAAGAACUCCUUUGACAAAGCGUCCAAUGGAGACGAAUGUGGAUGAUGGUGUCAUCCUAUCGCUUUCUGCGAGUUCUAAAAUUGCGGUUGGCAAGGUUUUCUCGGUGCGGGUGUUCAUAGUAAAUAAGUCAAAGUUCACUCGAAAAUUCACCAUCACCGUUCCUGACAACAAAAAGCGAAGAAACGACGCUCACAACGGUGCAACGGUACGCCGAAACGCGAAACUCCCAAUAGAACCUUUUAUGGAUGAGAAUGAAUUUCUUAGUAGGCAUUUGGAAUCAGAAAUUCCGGAAGCCGGUAUCAUUUGUUUGAAUAAUAAUAUUCAAAUAGGGCCACUUCGUCCUUCAACAUGCGAAUCCGUGUCUCUACACUUUAUUGCAAUGAAAGAAUCAUUACACCCCAUCGAGCUCAUACAACUUAUAGAUGCGGAGACGGGAUACAUUACGAAUCUUCGAAAUACUUUGGAGAUAUUGGUUCCCAAAACUUCAAAUAAAAGGGAAUCCAAUGACGCCGAAACGAUUUUCAAGAAACAUUUGAUAAUUUGA
Messenger RNA from Acaulospora colombiana, 2082 nucleotides. NCBI's taxonomy places the organism in Eukaryota, Fungi, Glomeromycota, Glomeromycetes, Diversisporales, Acaulosporaceae. The record is from the annotation of a GenBank genome assembly.